This is a messenger RNA of Vicia villosa (hairy vetch), 3061 nucleotides long. RefSeq lists its product as uncharacterized. The transcript has 7 exons. The coding region runs from base 281 to 3061 and encodes 926 amino acids. The record is from RefSeq and is a predicted model, not a curated record. Lineage: Eukaryota; Viridiplantae; Streptophyta; Magnoliopsida; Fabales; Fabaceae.
UUUGAUUUCGUUUUUGUUUUGUCAGAUCCAGUAUAUUAUCUUAGAAAAUCGCCGGAAACUACUAUAGUAUAGUCGCGCCUCCAACGUCGCCGAAUCUCGACCGUUCGAUUCACAUCACACCAUCGUUCUCCUCCGCUUGCGCCACCGGAGUUGUUUAGGCCUUUGUUGAAUAUCUCACUUGAAUUCUCUGCUGAAGAGUUUGAGACUACUCUUCUCAAUCCCAAUGACACUUUGUUUUACAUUCACAUGCCUUUGCUAAAGCUUUUGUUUGUUUUAUCAAAUGGAUAAGAGUUGGAUAUCAAAUAACUCUGUAACUCAAGAGGAGUACAUUAGAGAUAUAAAUAUGGAGGAUGUGGAUCGAGAAACAUUCAUAAACGAACAUAAUGUUCAACAAUAUGAAGUGGGUGAUAAUUCAGAUAAGUUCUUUAAGUUGUUGAAGGAGGCAGAACAAAAUCUUUAUCCGGGUUGUAAGUUUACCAAACUAUCAUUCAUCGUACACCUGUACCACUUAAAGUGUCUAAAUGGAUGGACAGACAAAAGCUUUUCAAUGCUUCUAGAGUUGUUAUGUGAUGCAUUUCCAAAAGAAAAUACAUUGCCAAAGUCAUUUUAUGAGACAAAGAAGAUUAUUUCAGGGUUGGGAUUAUCAUAUGAAAAAAUCCAUGUUUGUCCUAAUGAAUGUAUAUUGUAUCGGAAGGAUUUGGCUCAUGCUAAUGUUUGCCCUACAUGCGGUAUCUCAAGAUGGAAAGUCAACUCCGACGAUGUUGAAGGUAGAAAAAAGAUACCUGCUAAGGUUCUUCGUUGGUUUCCUCUUAAGUCUAGAUUACAAAGACUUUUUAUGUCAUCAAAAACUGCUUCUUCCAUGACAUGGCAUGAAGAUAGUCGAACUAGAGAUGGACUCAUGAGACAUCCAGCAGAUUCUUUUGCUUGGAAGGAUUUUGAUCAUCGAUAUCCCGAUUUUUCAAGCGACCCUCGAAACGUUCGACUAGGUUUAGCUUCAGAUGGCUUUAAUCCAUUCAAAACCAUGACAAUUUCUCACUCCACUUGGCCUGUUGUCUUGAUUCCAUACAAUCUUCCUCCGUGGAUGUGUAUGAAGCAACCGAAUUUCAUACUCUCGUUGCUUAUUCCUGGUCCAAAAGGUCCUGGUAAUAAUAUUGAUGUAUAUAUGCAGCCUCUUGUGGAAGAAUUAAAGGAAUUAUGGGAAAUCGGGGUCAAAACGUUUGAUGCAUGUAAAAAAGAGUCAUUUCAAAUGCGUGCUGCAAUCAUGUGGACUAUCAAUGAUUUCCCUGCUUAUGCAAAUUUGUCAGGUUGGAGCACUAAAGGUCGAUAUGCUUGUCCAUGUUGUGGUUUUGACACAGCCUCUAAGUGGUUGCGUUAUAGUAAAAAGUUUUCUUAUAUGUGUCAUCGACGCUGGUUAGAGCCUGAUCAUAAGUGGAGAAACAAUAGAGGACAUUUUGAUGGAGACCAAGAGUUUAGAGCUCCUCCUAAGGUACCCAAUGGAAGUACUGCAUUGAGACAAUUGAAAAAUCGUGAAAACAAGGUGUUGUCCCCAUGGAAAAAGAAAAGCAUUUUUUUCUCAUUGCCAUAUUGGGAAUAUAAUGUUCUUCGUCAUAAUCUUGAUGUGAUGCAUAUUGAAAAAAAUGUUUGUGAUAACAUUGUUGGGACAUUAUUAAAUUUAGAAAGAAAAUCAAAGGAUAAUGAUAAGGCCCGUUAUGAUCUUAUACACAUGAACAUAAGAAGUCAACUACACCCGAGGAUGCAUCAAAGUAAUGGUAGAAAGUAUUUGCCUAGAGCUUGUUACCAAAUGACAUCAAAUGAGAAAGAAUCUUUCUUGGAAGUUCUAAAGAAUAUGAAAUCUUCUGAUGAGUGUGUUUCUAGUAUUCCAAGAUGCGUGCAAGUGAAACAACGCAAGAUAUUUGGUCUCAAAAGUUAUGAUUGUCAUCUCUUAAUGCAAGAGUUUCUUCCUAUUGCUAUGAAAGGUUGUUUGCCCAACAAAGUGAGUAAAGUGAUUAGCGAUCUUUGUCGUUUCUUCAAAGAACUAUGUAGUAAAGUGCUUAGUGAGCAUAAUUUGGAGCACUUGGAAAAACGAAUAGCAAAAACGUUGUGCCAAUUAGAAAAGAUUUUCCCUCCAUCUUUCUUCACUAUAAUGGUGCAUUUGGUAAUCCAUUUGGCAUAUGAGGCAAAAAUUGGUGGACCAGUUCAUUAUCGAUGGAUGUAUCCAAUUGAAAGGUUCCUUUUUACUCUAAAGUCAUUUGUUCGUAAUCGAGCUCGCCCUGAAGGGUCUAUUGCAGAGGGUUAUUUAGCUAAUGAAUGUUUGAUAUUUUGUUCACGAUAUCUCUCUACGGUGGAAACACGAUUUACUCGACCUUGUCGAAAUGAUGAUUCCUCCUUUGUAGAAAAUGCAAAUGUGUUUAAUCCUAGAGGUAGACCUUUGGGGAGAAAAAACCAUGUUGGGUUUACAGUGAAGAAAAGGAAAAGAGUUUCUCGAGUUUCUCUUGAUAAAAAAACAUUGCUACAAGCACAUAGAUAUGUGCUUUUCAACAACACUAAUGUUGACCCCUUUCAAAGAGAACACAUUGACUUUAUCAAGAGACGUAAUCAAAAUCGUCGGCUAUCACCAUAUGAAAUUGACAAAAUUCAUAGUCGAACAUUUCCUGAUUGGUUUUGCGAAAGAGUAGCACGAUUAGAAGAACAAGGAAGUGUUAUAGUUACAGAUGAAAUCAGAUGGUUAGCACGGGGGCCAUUAGAAAAAGUGAGAAACUAUAGUGGCUAUAUUGUUAAUGGAGUUAGAUUUCAUACAAAGAAGAGGGAAAGGUGUUUAAAGACUCAAAAUAGUGGAAUUUGUGUUACUGUUAAGACCAAAAGUUAUGCUAGUACACGAGACAAACGCCCUAAGGAAGGAGAAAUAAACUACUAUGGUGCAUUGAUAGAUAUAAUUCAGUUGGAUUAUGCAGGAAAGUAUAAAGUUGUACUUUUCAAGUGUGAUUGGGUUGACAUAAAUAAGGGGUGCAAUAUUGAUGAUUUGGGUUUGACAUUAGUAAAUUUUAAUUACUUGCAACAUUGA